AUGAGUGAUACAGCCGAGCAGAUAUCGAUCGAUGAUGUUUCGAAGGAGUUGCGCGUCGUACGUCAAGAAUUUGGAGAAAAAAUGGAGCGCGUCACUUCGGUUGCCGACGCGGAAGUCAUCCGUCGGGAGUAUCUUGGCAAGAAAGGACCCAUCAACAAAGCGAUGGGAUAUAUGAGACUACUACCAAACGAAGACAAGCCCAAGUUGGGUGCGGUUGUCAAUGAAAUUAAGGAAGCCCUGGAAACAACCAUGACGGAACGCAUGGAUGCUUUGAAGGUAGCGGAGAUCGAAGCGGCGAUGGAGUUGGAGCGGAUCGAUGUCACGCAACCGGGUUUAUGGAAUUCGCCAGAUAUCGGGAGACGCCACCCUCUUAGUAUUACAAUGGAAAAGGCGGUGGAUAUUUUCACCAAGUUGGGAUACGAUACUGUUACCGGCUGUGCGGAUUCUCCCGAAAUCGAAAACGAUUACUAUUGCUUUGAAGCCCUCAACUGCCCCAAAGAUCAUCCCGCUCGUGAUAUGCAGGAUACUUUCUAUCUAACGGAGGAUCUUGAACUCAUGCUUCGAACACACACUUCGGCGGUACAGAUUCGCCAGUUGGAAAAACGCAAACCUCCGCUCCGUAUCGUGGCUCCCGGACGCGUUUAUCGAAAAGACGAUAUUGAUGCCACCCAUUCCCUUAUGUUUCACCAAGUGGAGAUCUUGGCAUUGGAAAAGCGCGGCGAGCUCAAUCUCGGACAUUUGAAAGGAACGGUGGAGCAUUUCCUUCAAAAUAUGUUCGGACCCAAUAUUAAAGUCCGUUUCCGUGGUAGUUACUUUCCGUUUACGGAGCCCAGUAUGGAAGUCGACGUCUUUUUUCGUGGCAAAUGGUUGGAAGUGUUAGGAUGUGGUAUGGUGGAUCCAAACGUCUUGGAAAUGGCCGGAAUCGACCCGAACGAAUACUCGGGAUUCGCCGCCGGCUUUGGAGUGGAGCGCUUCGCGAUGGUAAUUCACGGCAUUACCGAUCUGCGCGAGUUUUACAAGAAUGACAAACGGUUCUUACAACAGUUU
Molecule: messenger RNA, 1047 nt
Organism: Phaeodactylum tricornutum CCAP 1055/1
Lineage: Eukaryota; Bacillariophyta; Bacillariophyceae; Surirellales; Neidiaceae
Exons: 1
Biological process (GO): phenylalanyl-tRNA aminoacylation
Cellular component (GO): cytoplasm
Molecular function (GO): phenylalanine-tRNA ligase activity; ATP binding; tRNA binding
Source: RefSeq, a predicted model, not a curated record